UAAGACUAUUGACCCCAUAUGUAUGCAGUCUUAAGGAGGAACAGUAUCGUGUUUCGUAUGUGCGUCAUUAUUGUUUUAUUUUGUGGCCAGAUAAACACUGUGUCUCGCAUGAUCUUUAUUAUUUAUUCAUUAGUUAAAUGAUGGUAGUGAGGUCGGUAUCAUUGGUCGAGUUAAAAAAACAACAAUGGGCAAAAGAAAAAGAAGAGCUGGUAAAAUUAAACAGUUACUGGAGAAAUCAAAACACGCCAAUCGUUUUUAAUGAUCAGAGGGAUCAUGUCAUAUAUCCAGAAAUACGUUCAAAUGACCUUGAUCGCCUAGCCGCAUACAAAGAUUUACAAACACAAAAAAUUUUAAGUUUUCCUCCGAUUUCUCAUGAUAAUCAAAAACAAAACUUACACAACAAUACUUACACUAAUAAAAUUGAAAAAGAUCUAAACAUUGAUGCUGGAGUGAUGGAUGAUUCUAAACCAAAAAGCACUCAUACUAUAUUAAAUCGGACAUACACAAUAUCAAAAGAAAACAAUACUAAUGAAGGAGGAGGGACACCAGAAAGACAAAAGUGGGAUAAGCAAUAUAAUGUUUUAAAUGCUGGAUUAAAUCCUCCAAACUUCAAUUCAAAUGAGAGAAAAUAUUUAAGAAAUGAAAGAAACGAGACGCCAAGUUGGGUAGAACAUUCAUCGGAAAACCCUUCUGCAACCAACGAAAUUGGUAAAACACAAUUCCAAGACACUCAUAAACCUCCAGAUUUUGGAGGUAGCUGUGACACUUUAAAUUCAUUAGAUUCAAACAACGUUUGUAACAGGACUUACUUACUAGGGCAAAAUAUUCCAUUGACCACCGAAGAAAUAGCUGCAAGAGAAGUUAAAAGGCAAAAAGCAAUGGAACUUCAAGAAGCUAUAAAACAACAGUUAAAAGAAAGACAAUUAAAAAAAAAAGAAGAACUCGAAAAGAAAAAGCAGGACGAUCUGAUUGAAGAACGACGUAUACAAAGGCAACAAGAAAUUGAAAAAAAACGAUUAGAAGACGAAUUGAAACGACAAAGAGAAAAAGAAUUGUGUGAUGAACGUAAAGCGAAAGCUAUGCAAGAAGUUUUGGAGAAUGCACAAAAACAAGCAAAGGAGGACAAAUCCAAACACAUGCAAAAAAAACGACAAAAUCAGGAAGAAGUCAAAGAACAAAUUUCCACAGAACCUGUAGUGGUAGUUAGUAAUUGCAGUGAACCUAAACUUGAACCUAAAGUUUGCCUAGAACCAAAGGCACAACCAAACGCACCAAAUCCAGUAGAGAUUAAAGAGAUCCCUAAGUUGCCGGACGUCGACGUAACACUUCAAACUUCACUCUCUCCUCUAAACCGCCAAAAAUUGUUGACACCGAGCAAAUUUCGGAGUCAGACUACUAGUGUAGCAAUCCAAACUGAUAUUUUAAAGAAACCUGUGAAAACUUCGGUUAGUAAUGUAUAUCAAAAAUCUAUAGAUUUGGACCAAAGGCCAAAGUGGGGAGUGAACAGACCAGAAGUACAGUAUGUCAAACAAAGUGCCAAAGAUCCAAAUUACCAGUUGAAACUGAGACAAAAAUCACCGUGGGCCAGACGGAUAAGUAAUGCAAAUUCAGCAAAAAGUCAAUCACCAAACUUAAAUGGACGAGCCGGCUUAACGUUUCCGGAUAAUUAUUCAAAAAAGACGUUUGCAUACGGCCGGCCAAAUUUUGCAGAAAUGAAAAACAGUAAAAGUGUUCCAAAUAAAACUCCUUCGUUGCCAGAAAGCAUAUCGGUUAAGGAUGUGUUAUACCAAUUAUCAUCGUUAAGAAAAGCACUAGAAACCAAACGAAAACAUUGGAAAAGUGUUAUUGCUGACGAAUCACCAUCAUCAGAUUCUUCAUGAUUAUUUAAUAUUACUUUUAUAAAUCAUUAAUAUUACCUCAAU
Myzus persicae (green peach aphid) is the source of this 1922-nucleotide messenger RNA. Its product is annotated as DNA ligase 1. The coding region runs from base 138 to 1880 and encodes 580 amino acids. Gene Ontology annotation, biological process: cilium assembly. Lineage: Eukaryota; Metazoa; Arthropoda; Insecta; Hemiptera; Aphididae. The transcript has 13 exons. Gene Ontology annotation, molecular function: microtubule binding. The record is from RefSeq and is a predicted model, not a curated record. Gene Ontology annotation, cellular component: microtubule; cilium.